AUGAAUAUAAAAAAACUGUUUUACAAAUAUCUUAGUUUUCAUAGUUUUUUAAUUAAUAAAAAUAAUUAUAAUAACACCAAGUUAAAUAAUUUAUUUAGAGGUAAGAAUAUAAUGAGUCAUAUAAAACCGAACUAUUUUAUAUGUAUCCCUCUAAAUGAUAAAAAAGUAAUAUUAAAUGAAUUGUUGAACAUACAAAAAUUUGUUGUUUCAAAAUGUGAUAUAUUAAAUGAAUGUAUAAUCGAAAAAGAAAAAUUCCAUAUUUCUUUGUUAAUUUUAUAUGUUAAAAAUAAGACACAAAUAGAUUUAUCAAAAGAAGCCUUUAACGAAGCUAUAACUGAAAUUAAAAAAAUUAAUAAAAAAAAUUUAUAUUUCAAAAAUUUGGAUACAUUUCACAAUGAUGUUUUAUAUUUAAGCUUAAAGGAAGAAAGUAAUGAUUACAUCAUUUUGUUAGCAAAUAUUUUUAGAAAAUCUUUUGAAAAAAGGAACAUAAAAAUAGUCUAUAAUAGUAGAAAACAUGUGAAUAGUCAGAAAAGGGAACAGAAUGAUGAUGAUAAAAAUGGUGAAACAUAUGAUUGCAAAAAUAAAAUAACUCCUCAUUUAACUUUAAUGAAAAACUCACAUUUGAGUAGGAUUUACAUGAACAGAAAGCCAAAAAUAUUUCCAGAUUAUUACUCGGAUUUCAAUUUAACAAAAUUAUUGACUGAACAUAUAACCCCGAAUAAAAUACAACUUCUCGAAAUGGAUGUUGAUUCAACAACAUCUUAUUAUAAAAUAGUAUCUGAAUUUUCAUUUUCUUAG
Plasmodium berghei ANKA is the source of this 798-nucleotide messenger RNA. RefSeq names its product AKAP-like protein, putative. The coding region runs from base 1 to 798 and encodes 265 amino acids. The transcript has a single exon. The record is from RefSeq and is a predicted model, not a curated record. Gene Ontology annotation, cellular component: cytosol. Gene Ontology annotation, molecular function: protein kinase A regulatory subunit binding. NCBI's taxonomy places the organism in Eukaryota, Apicomplexa, Aconoidasida, Haemosporida, Plasmodiidae.